Molecule: messenger RNA, 6761 nt
Organism: Amoebophrya sp. A120
Lineage: Eukaryota; Dinophyceae; Syndiniales; Amoebophryaceae
Source: the annotation of a GenBank genome assembly
AGGGUUAUGUUGGUCUUUAUUUUCUUACAAAGUCAUCAAAGCGUGGUUUUCUUCUCCUGUAGGGCUCUAGUACCGGCUCGAUUUCGACGGAAGAAACUACUCACGAAAAUCCUCGAAGCAAGUGCUGCAUACUUGUAGAGAAUAAGAAAUGUAAAUGUUGGAAUUCAAUACAAUUUAUUUAUUGAGCUUACACACAGGCACACCGAACUAACGUCCAUUAUGAGAAUUGUUAUUGUAAUUAUUCGAUGGUGGACCCGGUUUGGGCUUGCGUUCGUCGGAGAUUUAUUCACCGUCGACGGCCUCUCGGCGGAGUGGCGGGACCACCAGGUCAAGGAUGAAGAAGAUUUAUCGAAGCUCAUCAACCCGGUCCCGGUCCCGAAAGAACAACAUGAAGCCGUUGGGGGUCUGUUGGAAGAUCAGGAACCGGGCGGCGAGAUACGUACUCUUUCUUGUUUUUCUUUUUGUCGUGUAAGUAUUUCUGUUCAGCAAGACGGCCCCGCUGGCCAGCACGAUAUAUGAUAAAUGAAACAGAAAGAACAGAAACAAAAUUGAAAUUCAAUUUCAAACAUAAACGCUAACGCACUCACAGCAGAAGUAGUGAGCUUUCCCUCAUCGUGCAGCUUGGAAGCCUCCCGCGCAUCAAAAAGCAACUUUGGAAAGUGGCCACCUGCGCCUGGAGCCGAGAUGCUUUCUGCCGCACUCCAAUUAUCGGGCAGGCCAAAUUAAUAGAGACCGCGUCGAAAUAAAUCAACUGGCAAGUAGAGCCUCGUCUUCUUUGUAUGAUCGUGAACGUCGCGAAGGCCGAACAUGCUGUGGUCACGCGAUUGCUGAAAGUGAAAACCUUACACGUUGCGAAAGUUACGCUAAAGCUAAAGGUGCGAGAACCAUGCCCCGGGAAAAUACCGACCUUCUGCGCCCAGAAAGUGAAGCCUAGUGUAGGUUUUUUUGUAUGUAGAAGUGAGGUUACGAACGUUCGGUCUAUCCUGGUGUUUUUUUGACCUGCAAUUUUCAGCAUAAAAACAUCUCACUUUUGAAAAGUGAGAUGUUUUUAUUGGCUUCGAAGCCCAGUCCGAUUGAAAAUUUCAAUCGGACUGGGCUUUGAAGCCAAACAAGCCCGAGGCUAUUCAUUCUAUUUCUUGCCGAUUGAGCAAAUAACGCAGGCGGGGAACCAGCAAAAGGAGCGCCCUUCUGGGGCGCCCAGCGCAGCGAGUUCCACCGAUUUGGGGCGCCUCAAAAGGGGCGCCAAUAAAAAGAUGCAAAGUAAGAAGGCAAAGACGUCGAAUCCGCAUGGUUCGGGCACCAUUUCUGCCCACUUUUGGAGGUCGCGAAAGCGGUUGUCCAUCUGGGCCGCUUCCAAUGGGGCGGGUAGCACAAAAGCUGCGCUUUUUUGAUUGACAAACCAAGAAAACGCAAGAGCCGCCAAAAGCCGAAAGCCGACUCCAUUGGAUACUAGGGACCCGAUUUUGGGAGCCCAUAGGGGCGGCGCUGGCCAAGGCCCCGGUAGGGCCAUAGCGUACGGGAUAGGUUUGGCUUUGUGAAGUCGAAAAGGUGUGGAGCUUUGGCCGCGAUUUUUAUAUUUUCCCCACGGCCAUGCAGAAUAACAAUGCGCGCGAGCAGGGUAUUGCGCGCAGAAAAAAACAAAUUUUGGAGCCCGGCAGCCGCAACGCGUCAAGCGCGCUGACGAAAAAGCCGCUUUGAUCUCACUACCCCCGCCGGGGCGGCUAUUAUUUAUUUUUAUUGGCUAUUGGUAUUGGAUAUAUAAUAUUUUAGCUUCUUCAAAAGCCCACGCCUCUGGCUUGCCAAAAAGCCACCGGCUUCUCUGAUCUCGAGGAGCCACGCACAGCUUGCGCGCCGCAAAUCGAUUCACCUCCGAUAGUGGCCGGCGUGCUUCACAGCACGAACAUCAAGAAAAAGACUCAUGCGUAAAAAGCUUGAUUUGAAGUUUUUGAAACAGAAGCAUAUAGUCCAGUGACAGUCAGUGUCAGAUGCGGGAUAUUGGAUUGACAUUGAUGGUGCGGCAAUAGCGGCCGUUCGCGGCACACUACUAUUCGAAAAAUGUUCGUCCCCUACUUCUCGCAACAAGAAUGAAAAACUCCAGGUCCACGGUCAUCUUCAUCUACACAUGCGCCGUGGCUUCUCGGGAGCGCGUAUGCUGAGGGGGUCUACGUUUUCGCAGAGAUGCUAGCGCCUUUCGACGCUAAUCAAGCUGAUCGUGACGCCGAGCAUGGAGCCAACAACUGCCUGCAUCACGACGGGAAAGUCUGUAAGAGCCACGCCAUAGCAAACCCGUGGCUGCAAAUUCAAUCGGCUCAAGAGUUGCCCGUCUUCCGUGUGAGUGUUCGCGCACCGCAUGUUCCUCAAGAGGACGAGGGGGAGUUGCAUUCGCGGGAGUUGCAUGCGCUGGUGCCGCAGCUUCUAGGGCCUGACGGCGAGACUACUGAGUGCGGUGUGCGGGUCGGCGUGCAUUCCUCCAACGGAGAGAGCGAGACCACAUUGGGCGGCGAGACCCGCAUGAAGCCGCCGUGUCACGAGGAAUUUCCCGGGUUGGCCUGUGAGGCAGCGUACAUGUGUCACCCAGCAGGACGACCGGAAGCCGGGCUGGGCGUCAAGCAGUAUCGUACAGAAAAGCACACCUUCUAUACCCGAAAAAGCUUCUCAGCAUGACUACCUCUUGCUCUUCAAGCCCUAGGCCGCGCCACGAACACAAAGACAAACUACAUUCUGCAUGACAGAAAGCGAAAGGUACGUCUCUUGUGCUCGGCGCAUUGCAGAGUCUUCAGUGACGCCGAUUUCGCAACGGCAGCAUAAGCUUAGUUUUGUGUCAUGCGGUGGCUGGCCGCUAAUGGAAAUGGGAACCACGGACGAGGCUCAGACACAACUGCACCUCGUCGACUUCCUUUCCUACUACAUUACCUGCGUGUGGGUUCCGAGGGAGACCCUGCCUGGUCUACGCGAACUACAUCGCGUGAGGAUUAGCCGACUCGCGAUCCCCAGAAGUGCGCAUCCUUGUCGACCACAAAAAUUAAAAUAGAAAAAUAGGAGCCGCCGCGCCAGCGUCGGCGUGGUCGCUUCAGCAGCGCAAAUUUCAUGCAAAAGAUUUAUUUAAUAUAUUUUUUUCCUUUAAAGCGGUUGGAUGAGCUUUUCUGCAGAAUAAGCAGGACCUCCACCAGGACGGGCUCGAGGAGGUGAUGAACUUUGACUGUCCGGCUAACACCAAGGGGAACUAUGUGUUUGUGCAGUUGCAGUCAGAUAUCACAGAGACAAAAAGCUAGCGCGUGUCAAUUGUAAAAUGCAAACACAAUUAUUCCCCUUCUUUUUUACCUUCCCAUUCUCGUUUUCUUUUUCAUUUUUGGCUGCGAAACGAAAACAAAACAACAGUCUUUGCUGCACUGUGCGGCUACACCAGACGCGCACCAUCAGAAGCGCGGAACCGGUGGCAGUGCUUGUGCUGCACCAUCAGAAGUGCGAAACUUGCGCGGCCGGGCGUAACUUGCGCGGCCGGGAGUAAGAGGCUCCGCCAAUCACCACUAUACUCCUGUCCUGGCCUACCAUCUUCAUCAGAAGUGCGAGCUGCGAAGGGUGGGCGCACCAUCUUCAAAGUCAAAAAGUCUCCUCGCCCCAUGAAUGAAUGAAUGAUCCGAAAUAAAAGAAUCAGGCUGGACGAGGGGGUGAGCGCUACUCGUAGAAAUCCUGCUAGUGCCGGAAAGCUGCUAGUGGAAAAGGGCCCACUAGUAGAUUUCCUACUAGUUGUGCUGGAGGUUUUAUGAUCGCCAAAACGGGCUUCCGGGUACUUCUAUUGACGCUCCCCACUAGUGGCGCCCUUCACUAGUGGAAGCACUAUCGAAAACUGGCGCAGGCAGCGCCGCGGUGGGGCCGCUUCCAGGCAGUAAAGCGCUGCCGGGACCCCGGGUGGCCCUCCGGCCUGCCGGCCAUGGUCUCCGCCCUUGGCCUUGUCUUAGGUGCCUUGCGGUUCGCGAUUGGCUGCCCCGGGCCGGAGUCGUGCUGCAUUCUGGCGCCCCUUGCCCUUCGCCCUCUGUUGCGAGGUGUUUGGCGCCAGUUUCCGCCUUUCCCUUCCGCCUGUGACUCUGCAGGCUUGCUUCUCUCGCGUGCUCGCCGCCGCGGGGCCCCUUCGGCCCCAGUGGGGUUGCGUGCUUUGGCCCCGUUUCCUUUGGGUCGCCGGGCGUUUUGGUUUGCGCCUCGCCUCCGUGCCCUGCUUCGGCGUAUUGGUUUCGUUUUCAAAGCAUUCGUCUGUUUAAAGCGAGUCUUGGCCCACUUGCUCCUCUUGUCGGCUUUCUGGCUUUUGGAGCAUAUCGCCCGCAGUGCCCCGCCUGCCUUUCCGCCGCCUUCCUGUGCUCUUUGUCUUGCCUUGCGCCAGCCCCGUUCCUGGUCUUAUUUUGGCCUUUCGUGCCCCCUUUUCGCCCUGUUUACUGUGGCCCGCCUUUGACUUGUUUCCUGUGGUUAGCCUUCCGGCCCUUCGCAAAGGUUCUGCAAACGCCUUCUGGCCGCCCUGUUUGUGGAGGCCGAGGCAGUGGCAGCGCUUUGUGCCCCCUGCCACCCUCCGCGCCUUGCGGCCUUAAUGUCUGUGCGUGCCCUUCGCUCACGAUCAGGGAGUGCGGCGUCUGUGUGUGUGUUGUCAUCGUUUUCCGCCUGUGGUGUCAGCAUAGUUUGGGCAUGACCAGUGGGGUUUGGGCCGUAGGUUUUCCCCUAGAAGUUCUUUCUCCCUCGCUCCCCCUUGCCCCCCCUCGUCGCCGGGCCGGCGGGCGCGGAGCGCGCGCCCGUUCUAGAUAAACACUAAUGUGAUGGGCAACCGGACCACAGGCACAGACCACAGAAAAACAAAAAUCUGUCAUGAGCAUAUUUAUAUGUGCUUCCUGCGGGCGCAUAGACACUUUCUACAAAUCUGAUUUACAUUUGUGUUGUCUUCGUUUCUCUUAUCAGUGCCUACGUUUAUUGGGACGGCCGGCCCUUGUUAUACGUCCAAUCUCAACAUCCAUGGGCAAAAUAAAUCGAUGAAAAUACUGAUCAGUACGAAAAGGUCGCGGCCUGCCGGACGUUCUGCCGGUAGAUGUCAUGUUGGGUGACUUACAACAUCUGUUCUGAUUCAAAAAAUGCUGAUUUUUUCUGUUUGUUUCAUCUGCAUUUGGCGCGCUUUCUCUGGCAUAUUCGAGGGGUGUGGGAUGACGGAGAUGCUGGAUGUGCCGGACCCUAAGAGUCCCGACAACAAUAUCCCAGCGAAAAAAGCUAGCCUAUUGUUUUGCAUGACGAUGCAUGACGUUGAGGAUCAUGAUGAUUCUGUUUCUAGAACUGCAUUACACAGAGUUGAAAAAGAAAACCUGCUUUGUAUAGCCUAGACACCAUUUUUCUACGGGGGAUCCGCCCCGAAGAGAUUUUGGGUUGCUAUUUGCUUAAGUUCAAGUUUUGCACUUGUGUUUUCGUUUAGGUUUACUUUUUUCAGCAAGACAAAUGACGUGCUAGUUUUUUUCUAUGGGAUGAACAAGAUGAUUCAAACACACGGUGUGCGGCGGCGUCUGGAACUUCUUCGCGUAGACGUGUUCCGGCCCGCUCCGGCCCCGGAAGCAACUUGUUCUCUCGAACUAGCGCUCUGCGUCGACGCAGAGGCGAUUCCCGUGGACGGGGUGUCCUGCAUGACUGCGAAAAAAUUCUUACCCACGCAGGGCCAAGCCGGAGACGAAAUGACCGGAGAGGUUUACGCCUGCUGGCAGAGCACUAGCGAGUGUAAUGAGUUUGCGAACGCGCACCACGAGCACAACGCUCCUAAGCCGGGGGAGGAAGCACGACGGGGUGCACCUGCUGGACACACACUGGAGAUCUCUCAUUGCGCUGUGCACAAGCAGCCGAAGUGCGCAGCAGCCACGGAGGAGGACGCACAUGAAAAGUACGCGUGUCCUUUCGAGGACGGGGAGUGCUACAUGGUCACCGGGGGCGCUCCCGGACACUCCACCAAAGACGAUCGGUUUUGUUUUAAGUCGGAGCCUCGGAUCGGCUCGGGCGACAUGGUGCGUGCCCCAUGUGAUGCCUAUUCGUCCUACUUCUAUGCACACGGUCACGGGGGGGCUGACAAGGAGCCACUGGAAUGCCGAAAGCUAGAGAGAGCUGCCACGCUGGACGACGGUGGCGCAUUCAUGGAAACUACGAAAACAGAGGGCAAUAAGAAACUCGAGCCGCUUUUGAGUCGCAGUCGCCGAGGGCAACCUCUAAUUAUGGUAUGAACAUCAACAGCAUACGUGCAUGCUUCAUGUUCUUGUCCCGGUCUAGCAGUACGUAAAUCAUGCGUUGUGAAAUGGUUUUUUUCGAAUAGUAAUUUUUCACUUUUAUAUUUAUUCCAUGUAGUAUUCAUUUUCAUUGCAGCAUCAACAUGCGAAAUAAUCGCUCACGUACGAGACCAUUUCGUUUUACUUGCGCUGAAUUUUAUGUUUAUAAUCUAGAGUGUACAGGAGCCACGGAUCCCGCGACCCCGCUUCCCAGCACCGCCAUAGGAUCUUGCAACCUUCCGCUCUUGUGCGUUCGUUUUUGUCACCUCGGCACCACACUAUAGAUGUUCAUCAGGUUAAAGUUUUUGUGACUUUUGCACUGUGUGAUGCCACACUCGUCUGAAUGAAUAAACGAAUUCUGUCAACAACGUUUUUUGUGGCGUUUUUGUCGAGGCGGAUACGAGAGAUGAUUGAAAAAUAACAAUUCUCUCAUGCGAGACAAGAGCAAUAAAAUGGCAACUCAGACGAGCAGUCUGAUGUGGAAAUCUC